Molecule: messenger RNA, 2523 nt
Organism: Adineta ricciae
Lineage: Eukaryota; Metazoa; Rotifera; Eurotatoria; Adinetida; Adinetidae
Source: the annotation of a GenBank genome assembly
AUGGGUCCAUUGCAAUUUGAUGAUCCAUCUGACGAAUUGGAAUAUUUUUUGAAAUCACUCGAAAAAGAUCCGAUUUUAAACACGACAACCGAUGAAAUUCCCAUCGCAAUCGCUCACGAAACAGAUGAAAUUGCUGUUUUCUUUUCGAAUCUUCAGAAUGAAGAAUAUCGAAAACAUGCGUUUGAAACUUUAUUAGAAAGAAGACAGAAGAAACAAGAAGAAAUCGAAGUCUGUCAAGAGGAAAUCGAAAUCAUUGAUGAUCUUUUAUAUCUUAUUCAACAACGUUCAAUUGAACAAAACAAUACUUCGACUACACAAAAUAUUUUGUAUUUCGAUGAAAUAUCAAUAACGGAAAGUUUUCCAGAUGAAUUUAUUCUUUUACCUGAAAAUGUUUCUCACGAUAGUUUUGAUGAUGAUUCAUUAAAUUCAUAUCUCUUCAUCACACCAACACCACCAAAUACUCAACAAUCCAACAAUUUCAUUUUAUUUCCACAAAAUUUACAAAUAAAGAAAAAGUACCAAUUCGAAUUUUCAAUGGGAAAUCAACAAGCAAAGAGACGACGAAGAGCUUAUCGACGUCCUCCGAUUCCCCAGGAAGAUCUUUGGCUUGCGUAUCAUACAUUUCGUUUGCGAAAUCAUUUGUAUACGCUACUUCAACGUCGUGGAGGAGGAAAAUUUGGCUCGAUUUGGUCAUGUGCAGAUGGAACAGGAAACUACGCGGCGGUAAAGAUUUUUCAUUUAAAUCGUUUACAACAACAGUUAACAACAACAGAAAUUAUAAAAUCAUUUCAAACAGAAAUCGAUUUGAUUUGUCGUAUUCGCGAAACGAAUGAUUCUGUCAUCAAUAUUUUUGGUUUCGACUACGAUGCACAUCGAAAUAUUGCUUUAAUCGCGAUGGAAUUAGGUGAUCAAUCAUUAACAGAAUAUGUUCGAACACUUCAUGAAUCAAAUUCCAAACUGAGCGAUAAUUUCAUUCCGCCGAAGAAUAGAAAGGAAAUUUGGAUCCAACUGGUUGACAUCUGUCAGAUUCUUUAUCAAUAUAAUAUUGUUCAUCGAGACUUAAAACCCGAUAGUUUCGUUUAUAUUGGAAAUAAAUUGAAAUUAACCGACUUGGGAAUCACAACAAACGAUCUUUCCGUAUUAACAUCUUGUAACACAGGUCGACGACGUAUUACCGUCGGAACACGUUUUUAUAGUGGUCCAGAAUGCAUUACAGGUCAGUAUUUAGUCACGUUGAAGACAGAUAUCUGGUCAUUAGGGGCGAUUCUUUAUUAUUUAACAUAUGGUAUGCCACCUAUCUAUGAAAGUCAUCAACCUCCAUCAAGUCGUUCACAAACGUCUUCACUUUUAAUUAAAAAUAUUCUUGAAUCAUGUUUGAUCAAAAAUCCCAAUAGUCGUCCAUCAUUGCAGACUCGUCUACAGUCGUCCUUAUUGAUAAUCAUUCACCCUCAUCGAAAAACCGAGUUCGAUCCAAUAAAAAAAAUGACGACGAACACCGGUGCAACGUUAGGUAUGAUUGGUUCUUAUAAUAACAAUUCUUCACCUCAACUAGCAUUGAUCGAAUCAGCAAUUCCAUUGAUUAAAAAGGCAAUUGAGAAAUUGCAAAUCGAUUUCUCAUUGUCUUCCUUAGUUUUAGCAGAUUUUGGAUCUUCACAUGGAGCAAAUUCCAUUCAUAUAAUGAAAAUCAUUGCGAAUUUCAUUAAGGAAAUUCAAAAUUGGAACAAAUCUUUUCUUUUUAUUCAUAAUGAUUUACCAACGAACGAUUGGAAACAAUUGUUUGAUUUAAUUAAUCAACAAGAUCAACCAUAUCAUGCAUUGGCAAAUGGUCGUUCGUUUUACGAAGCUUGUCUUCAACCAAAUUCAUUAACAAUCGGGUUUUCAUCCGCUUCAAUCCAUUGGCUUUCACGAAAACCUUGUAAUAUAUCAAAUCAUUGUAUAUCGGUAUACGCACAAGGCAAAGAACUUGAGCUUUUUCGAAAUCAAUCGAAAAUUGAUUAUGAAAACUUUUUAAAACAUCGCUCAAUUGAAUUAAUGAAAAAUGGAAUUCUUAUUUUAGUCAUUAAUUGUCUUAAUGAAAAUAAUUUAACGAUGACUGAAAGUGUUUACGAACUUCUAUAUGAAUGCGCACGACAUUGUUCAUUGACAAAAGAAGAAUUAGAUGAAUAUACAAUUCCUGUUUACAUUCGUUCAUAUGAUGAAUGUGUUGAUACGAAAUUAUUUACGAAAUAUUCAUUUGAAUUAAUUGAUUCGACAACAUCGUGUGUAGAUUUUAAGUUUUACGAUCAAUUAAUGAAGAAAGAAUUAACUUUAGAUACGUUUGCGAAAGUUCAAAUGGGUGUUAUGCGAAGUGCAACUCAAUCGAUUUUACAACAAACUUUGCAAUUUACUAAAAAACGAUCAAAUGACGAAAUUAUUCAGUUAACGGAUCGAUUUUGGAAUUAUUAUUAUGAUCAAGUUAAAUUAAAUCCGGAACGAUUUCAACUUAAAUGUUGUCAAACAUAUGUCAUUUUAAGAAAAAUUUAA